UGAAGUGUGCAAAUAACUGGAUUGCUAUCGGGUGUUCUGAGCCGCUCUUCAUUAACAUUUUUUGCAUAGUUUCUUUGUGAAUUUGAGAAUUGUUGAAAACUAUGGAUUGGCUAAAGUGUGUGAUUUAAGGUUUUGGAAACUAGCAGACUUGGCGUGCGACGGCGGCGGUGACGGCGACGGCAACUAAAACGACGACGACGUUUUGGCCUGGGAUUAGGACAUCGUCGCAACGGCGAUGUCACCGACCGGACAAAUAGCAAAGACGCCCACGCCACACGACAACGAUAACAAUAGCAAUAACGAUCAGCGUGAAACAUGGAGCGGCAAGGUGGAUUUUUUAUUAUCGGUUAUUGGAUUCGCCGUCGAUUUAGCAAACGUCUGGAGAUUUCCCUAUUUGUGCUACAAAAAUGGCGGUGGCGCCUUUCUUGUGCCCUAUUGCAUUAUGUUGGUUGUGGGUGGAAUACCGCUGUUCUACAUGGAGCUGGCCCUGGGACAGCACAAUCGUAAGGGCGCCAUCACGUGCUGGGGGCGUUUGGUGCCGCUAUUCAAGGGCAUUGGCUACGCGGUUGUGCUAAUUGCCUUCUAUGUGGACUUCUACUACAACGUGAUCAUUGCGUGGUCGCUGCGUUUCUUCUUCGCCUCCUUCACCAGUGUGCUGCCAUGGACGUCGUGCAACAACGUGUGGAACACGCCCAAUUGCAAGCCGUUCGAGGGCCAGAAUACGCGUCCUUUGGUUGGCAAUCUGAGCGACUUCUAUGCCUUCAACAAUCAGAGUCUUUUCUUUGCGAAUGAGUCAUAUACGAAUGUUACAUUUGCCAGCUUGGCACCCGUUGUGCCCGUGGAGAGAUUCCAAUCGGCUGCUUCCGAGUACUUCAACCGCUACAUACUUGAGUUGAAUCAAAGUGAGGGCAUCCACGAUCUGGGCAAGAUACGCUGGGACAUGGCUCUGUGUCUGCUCAUCGUCUAUCUGAUCUGCUACUUCUCGCUGUGGAAGGGCAUAAGCACCUCGGGCAAAGUGGUCUGGUUCACGGCGCUCUUUCCUUAUGCCGUGCUACUUAUACUGCUGAUACGCGGCAUCACCUUGCCGGGCUCUGCCAUGGGCAUUCAGUAUUAUUUGAGUCCCAACUUUGAUGCCAUCUACAAGGCCGAGGUGUGGGUCGAUGCUGCCACCCAGGUGUUCUUCUCCUUGGGUCCAGGAUUUGGCGUGCUUCUCGCCUACGCAUCCUAUAACAAAUAUCACAACAACGUUUACAAAGAUGCGCUGCUCACGAGCUUCAUCAACUCCGCAACGAGUUUUGUCGCUGGCUUCGUGAUAUUCUCCGUGCUGGGCUACAUGGCGCACACGUCGGGCGUGAGAAUUGAGGAUGUGGCCACCGAGGGACCAGGCCUGGUGUUUGUCGUCUACCCAGCAGCAAUCGCAACGAUGCCAGGCAGCAUUUUCUGGGCGCUAAUCUUUUUCAUGAUGCUGCUUACGCUCGGCCUGGACAGCUCGUUUGGUGGCUCGGAGGCUAUUAUCACGGCACUGAGCGAUGAGUUUCCCAAGAUCCGGAAGAAUCGUGAGCUCUUUGUGGCCGGGCUGUUCUCGUUGUACUUUGUUGUCGGCUUGGCCAGCUGCACUCAGGGCGGCUUCUAUUUCUUCCAUCUGCUGGAUCGCUAUGCCGCCGGCUACUCCAUACUCGUGGCGGUGUUCUUCGAGGCGAUUGCUGUCUCCUGGAUCUAUGGCACCAAGCGCUUCAGCGAUGACAUACGCGAUAUGAUUGGCUUUCCGCCGGGCAUGUAUUGGCAGGUGUGCUGGCGCUUCGUGGCGCCCAUUUUCUUGCUCUUCAUCACUGUCUACGGCCUGCUGGGCUACGAGCCGCUGACCUAUGGCGACUAUGUCUAUCCCAAUUGGGCAAAUGCCCUGGGCUGGAGUAUAGCCGGCUCCUCGGUGACUAUGAUACCGGCCGUGGCCAUCUACAAGCUGAUUGUAACACCCGGCAGCUUCAGGCAGCGUCUGCGAACACUCACAACUCCGUGGCGGGACCAGCAGCUGGCGGUCAAUGGCGUUGCCACCGAGGUGACUGUCACCCUGGUCCGCUUGGCCGACACCGAGGCAAACGAUGCGGCCGAUGUCUGAGUUCGACCGAUGGCACGUUUUCAAAUUUACUACGUGUAGGUUUGAUAGUUUCCCAACAACUUCAACAUUAGUAUUAACCUUACCCUGAGUGUGUGAA
Molecule: messenger RNA, 2213 nt
Organism: Drosophila hydei
Lineage: Eukaryota; Metazoa; Arthropoda; Insecta; Diptera; Drosophilidae
Gene: DAT
Product: sodium-dependent dopamine transporter
Exons: 8
Coding region: 236-2116 (626 amino acids)
Biological process (GO): sodium ion transmembrane transport; dopamine uptake involved in synaptic transmission
Cellular component (GO): neuronal cell body membrane; neuron projection; presynaptic membrane
Molecular function (GO): dopamine:sodium symporter activity
Source: RefSeq, a predicted model, not a curated record